AUGGUGCACGAAAGUUUAAAUCCUCACGUUUGUGAGGAAUGUAGUGAACAAUUCAAAAACUAUCACGGUCUUUGCAAGCAUCGUCAGAUUGUUCAUUUAAACAAAUCUCUGCCAACGGUACGGUUUAAGCCGUAUCACUUGAUCUGUAAGCUCUGUAAGCGACCUCACAGAAAAUCUAAUGAACUGAUUGAACAUAUUCGACAGGACCACUCUAAUGAAACGUAUCCAUACGUACAGUGUCCGGUUUGUCCAAAAACCUUUUUGUCUACGCAACAUCUGAGUUGCCAUAAAGAGAUUCAUACGGACAAGUACACCUGUACGUACUGCGGCGCGCGCAAUGCGACAAUUCACCGGCUGCAAACCCACGUCAAAAAUCAUCACAAUGAAGAGCGUAGGUAUGACUAUCCCAUCUGCAACAGUAAAUUGUACAAAUCGGCAUCCGUCCUGCCAACGCACGUGCUCACCCAUAGCCGCGGGCAGCAAUGCCGGUGCGAUAUAUUUCGGAAAGAUUUUAUGCGAAAGGAUCAGUUGAGCAUACAUCGCCGGUGA
This is a messenger RNA of Topomyia yanbarensis, 549 nucleotides long. RefSeq names its product zinc finger protein 582-like. The coding region runs from base 1 to 549 and encodes 182 amino acids. The record is from RefSeq and is a predicted model, not a curated record. Lineage: Eukaryota; Metazoa; Arthropoda; Insecta; Diptera; Culicidae. The transcript has a single exon.